Malus domestica (apple) is the source of this 720-nucleotide messenger RNA. RefSeq lists its product as uncharacterized. Lineage: Eukaryota; Viridiplantae; Streptophyta; Magnoliopsida; Rosales; Rosaceae. The record is from RefSeq and is a predicted model, not a curated record.
AUGGACUCAGGAGGCAGUGGCGUGAUGCGGUUAGAGGGCAGUAACUCAACCAAUAAUCAAGUCGUGAAUCCUAUCGUUAUUCAGAGUGAUGCGUCUGUUGUACCCAAUACCGUGAAGUUAAAUGGAUCAAAUUAUCCUCUUUGGUCCAAGGUUUUGGAGAUGCACAUCGCUGGACGCGGUAGAAAGGGCUUUGUGACUGGGAGUACCAAGGAGCCUGCUGAGACUAGUGCUGAGUAUGAGACGUGGGAGACAGGGAAUGCAAUAGUAAAAGGGUGGUUGAUCAACUCCAUGGAACCUACUAUUAUGGGUUUUUUCAUUCACCUACGUACUGCUAAAGAAGUGUGGGAAGAGGUAGCUCGGACCUAUUAUGAUGGGUCAGAUAUUUCUCAGAUUUAUGAAUUAAAGGUUAAAUCGUUCAGACUCCGUCAAGAGGGUCGGCCAGUUGGUGUGUAUUAUGCUGAUCUCAAGUCCGUUUGGCAGGAGUUAGAUCAGCGGAGACCAAUCCAGAUAGUAUGUGCAGUGGACCUCAAGACGCUUCGAGAAGAAAUUCAGAUUGAUCGUGUGUACGCCUUUUUGGCAGGAUUGGAUGAUGUGUUUGAUAAAGUGCGUAGUGAUAUUUUACGUACUCAACCUUUACCUUCUGUUGAAGAGGUGUUUUCUGUUGUUCGACGUGAAGCUCAACGACAUGCUACCAUGAUGGGUGGAAGUAACAAUCAAUGA